Molecule: messenger RNA, 2800 nt
Organism: Oncorhynchus kisutch (coho salmon)
Lineage: Eukaryota; Metazoa; Chordata; Actinopteri; Salmoniformes; Salmonidae
Product: charged multivesicular body protein 3
Exons: 6
Coding region: 634-1293 (219 amino acids)
Biological process (GO): vacuolar transport
Source: RefSeq, a predicted model, not a curated record
AUCGUAUGGCAGUGGUGUAAAAAUACUUCAAAGUACAAUUUAAGUAGUUUUUAAAAUAUUUAUCUUUACUAAAUAUAUUUUGAACUACUUUUACUUCACUACAUUCCUUAAGAAAAGAUUGUACUUUUUACUUCAUACAUUUUCCUUGACACCCAAAAGUACUUGAUACAUUUUGAAUGCUUAUCAGGACAGGAAAAUACUCAAAUUCUCGCACUUCAACCGAAUAUCCCUGGUCAUGCCUCUGAUCUGGCGGACUCACUAUAUGCCAAAUGCUUUGCCAAAUGGCAGCUGGUUUGCUUAAUAUAAGGAAUUAGAAAUUAUUUAUAUUUUUACAUCUGAUACUUAAGUACAUUUUAAACCCAAUACUUUCAGACUUUUAGUCAAGUAGAUUUUACUGAUUGACUUUUACUUGAGUCAUUUUCUAUUAAGGUAUCUUUACUUUUUUUACUCAAGUAUGACAGUUGGGUACUUUUCCCAUUCACUUCAGUAGGGUGGAGCAUUGACGUAUUGGAACGUGGCCUGGGAGGCGAAGUGUCGUAGCUUGGGAUCCGAAAAUGGUAGAAGGUGUAUGCUAAUGUUUAUGUUGUGUUCUGUAUUACCAGUUUAGCUAGGUUAGCUAACGUAAUCGUUGUAAUGAAAAUGGGACUGUUCGGGAAAACACAAGAUAGACCACCAAAAGACUUGGUAAAUGAAUGGUCACUCAAAAUCAGGAAAGAGAUGAGAGUGAUUGACAGACAAAUUCGAGACAUUCAGAGGGAGGAGGAGAAGGUAAAGAGAUCCAUCAAAGAUGCUGCUAAAAAGGGACACAGGGACGUAUGUGUGGUUCUUGCAAAAGAGAUGGUCCAGUCGAAGCGUGCAGUCAGCAAACUUUAUGCCUCCAAAGCCCAAAUGAACUCUGUACUCCUCAGCAUGAAGAACCAGCUUUCUGUAUUGCGUGUAGCUGGCGCCCUUCAGAAGAGCACAGAGGUCAUGAAAGCCAUGCAGAGCUUAGUGAAGAUCCCAGAGAUCCAGGGCACCAUGAGGGAGCUGUCCAAGGAGAUGAUGAAGGCUGGUAUCAUAGAGGAGAUGCUGGAGGAUACCUUUGAAAGCAUGGAGGAUGAUGAGAUGGAGGAGGCAGCAGAGGCAGAAGUUGAUAGGAUCCUCUUUGAGAUCACAGCAGGCGCCCUUGGCAAAGCACCUAGCAAAGUCACAGACGCCCUACCUGAAAUGGAGCCUCCUGCCGCAGCCUCAGAGGAUGAGUCGGAGGAGGACAUUGAGGAGAUGCAGUCUAGACUGGCAGCCUUAAGGAGCUAAGAUUUAGCUUUGACCGCUUUUAGUCCCAUUAAAGUCUUUUUGCCUGCUCAAGUAUGAACAAAGACAAUUUUGGUCUAGGGUUAAUCUAGUCUCUUCUCAAACAUAUUGUCUCUUUCUUUCACAUUAUUGUUUAUGAUUCGCUUUGGGCUGAGAACUUUUGAAUGCUUAGGGCUAAAUAACAUAUCAGAUCUGUUCUUAUGAAAGUUGGCUUUUAUGACCUUUCAUAUAAUCUGGGUAAACCCAGAAAUCACCCAAAAUGUGGUGACUGUAUACCUACCCAAUUUUGCGAAAAUCUAUAUUAAUCCCAAGAUCGCUGAAAGAAUGCUCAUGCCUAUCUAAAGUGAUGAGUGUGGUCUGAUUAUUUUGGGGAAGCUGAGGCUUCAUCCUGCAAUAGGGUGGAUUAACCACCCACUGGGCGAAAACAGGUUGAAUCAACGUUGUUUCUACAUCUAAUCAAUGAAAUUACGAUGAACCAACAUAGAAUAGACGUCGAGCUGACGUCUGUGCCCAGUGGGCAGAGACUUACUCUGAGCUGGUCACUGACAUAUCUAAUCUGUAAUGGAAAUGUCUUGCUCUACAUUGCGACAUUAAAUGAGUGACUCAUCAAAUUUUAGUGUUCAUGAAACUUUAAUCCAUCGCUACUCUGAUCUAGUUCUGAAAUCUAAAAUGUAAAACAAUAUACACUGAGUAUACCAAACAUUAGCAACACCUUCCUAAUAAGGAGUUACACCCCCCUUUUGCCCUCAGAACAGCCUCAAUUUGUCGGGGCAUGGACUCUACAAGGUGUUGAAAACAUUCCAUGCUUCCCACAGUAGUGUCAAGUUAGCUGGAUGUCCUUUGGUUGCUGGACUAUUCUUGAUUCACACGGGAAACGGUUGAGCAUGAAAAACCUGGCAGCAUUGCAGUUCUUGACACAAACUGGUGCGCCUGGCACCUACUACCAUACCCUGUUCAAAGGCACUUCAAUAUUUUGUCUUUCCCAUUCACCCUCUUAAUGGCGUACAUACACAAUCCAUGUCUCAAUUGUCUUAAGGCUUAAAAAUCCUUAUUUAUCUUGUCUCCUCCCUUAAUCGGCACUGAUUGAAGUAGAUUUAACAAGUGACAUCAAUAAGGAUCAUAGCGUUCACCUAGAUUCACCUUGUCAGUCUCAUGGAAAAGCAGGUGUUCUUAAUGUUUUGUACAAUCAAUGUAUUUAAUUUACUUUCAGCAUUUGAAACACAGGAUCUAAAAAGCAAAGUUAUCUGUACAGUGCAUAUAUCUAUUUUCUUUAUAUAAUGUUUGGAGGGGUAAAAAAAAAGGAAUGCAAAUUCUAACCGAUUUUGGAUGUCGAAAUCGUGCUUUAACUAUUGUUGGCCUCAAAGUCCUUAAAUUUGUUCUGCUUAUUCAGUAAAAAAUCUGAUUGGUUAGUCUCAUUUCAGAUCCUGUGUGUUAUGGGUUGUUUUUUUCUUGUGCAUACUUUUGUUUUUUAUGUGGCCAGGAAAUUAUGGAAAUAAACAUGAAUGAUUUU